This is a messenger RNA of Stylonychia lemnae, 2676 nucleotides long. The record is from the annotation of a GenBank genome assembly. NCBI's taxonomy places the organism in Eukaryota, Ciliophora, Spirotrichea, Sporadotrichida, Oxytrichidae.
AUGAGCACCAGCAUUUAGACAACUAGAACUGUCUCAGUCCCUGAAGUCGAAAGCGUUUAUGAAUUCAUAGAUACUAUAACACCAGCUGUGAUAUCUAGAGGAAUAGAUGAUUAUUACUAAUUCAUGACUAUCGGAUUUAUCUUGUUAUUCCAACUUGGAUACUUCCUCUUUGAGUUUGGAUCAGUAAGGAAAAAGAACUCAGAUACCAUCCUAAUAAAAACCUUCAUUAUACUUAUCAUGACAUGCUUCACUACUUUCUCAUUCGGAUAUGCAUUUGCCUAUGGUGAAUCUUACUUCAUUGGAGUGAAGUACUACUUCACUUCAUUUUCAGUCAAUGAUAAUACAGAAGAGAGAAACGAGAUCCGCUGGGUACUGUUAUUCGCUGCAUCAAGUAUGACUACCUAGCUCGCAAUGUCUGGCAUCUAAGAGAGAACGAAAAUGAUCGUACCAUGGAUUUAUUCAAUCAUAAUUACACUUGCUAUUUUUCCAAUAGUAAUUGGUUGGACAUUAGGAAAAGGUUUUAUGUAUAAACUAGGUCUUAAGGAUUUCUCAGGUUGUGCGGCUAUUCAUUUAGUAGCAGGUUUCUGCUCUCUAUUUGGUUCAAUGGUGGUUAAACCUAGAUUAGGUCGAUUUGUACCAUUAGCUAUUAAGAAAAUGCAAGGAAACAAAGAAAUAUAUCUCUAGCAUAUUCAAAAGUAAUUCAUUCAGUAAAGAGUUAAUCAAGUAGCAAAGGAGUUGGUAUUUAAUAAAGACAAAAGUUUUGAAGCUUAUGUUGAAAAAUCAAGGAAAUUGAUAAAGAGAGUUGAUAACGAUAACUUCUAUACUAUGAACAAUGAGAUUGUAAAUUUCAUGGGCUCAAUUUUGAUGUGGUUUUCGCUCUGUCAUAUAUUUAGUGGAUUUAAUCUAAGUGUAUAUUCUCAGAGAUAUGAAGUUGAAAUCGCUUACUUAAACUGCUUGGUUUCUGGAGGUUUUGGAGGAAUUACGGCACUAAUUGUUAAAUCUGUCCUAGACUAGGUCUACCUCAGUAAAGCAAGAAAAAGUGGUACUAAGUUUAUGGCUAAAUCCAGUUAUGAUUAUUCAACCUAAUUUUCUAAUCCCUUAGCUUAGUAUGACUUAUUUGUCAUGGGAAGAGGUCUAAUUGCAGGUUCAGUGAUGGUAUCAGCUCCAGGAAUUUAUUACAAGACUUGGAUUGUUGUGUUUUUGGGAGCAAUAGGAGGAGCCGCCUAUGUUGGAACAUCUUUUGUAAUGCAGAAAUUUAAAUUAGAUGAUCCAUUUCAUGUGUUUCAAACUCACGGUGUACCUGCUAUGCUUUCACUGAUACUUAUUGUCUUAUUUCAUAAAGAUACAGGUAUUUUCUUUACUGAUCCAAAUGCUAUUGUAACUUAGGAAAAACUUUAGGAAAUUAUUUAAGUCUUUGGUGCUAACAUGUUAGGGGUAAUAAUAGUAAUCUUUUGGUGCGCAGUAUUCACCUUCCCUUAUUUCAUUAUCAUCAAGAAAUGUUGUUUGAGAGUUACUAAAGUUACUGAAUUGAUUGGCCUUGACUUGACUCAACUUACCUUGGGAAAGAAAGAGAUUAGAAACUACGUUCAAUUCGUCAUCACUGAGUAUUUCCCUGAAAACUCAGGAGAAUACCUACUUAAGAAAAAGAGAUUACUUGAAAUGGCUAAGAAAGGUAAACUCUAAGCUAAAAAGCAGUUGACUAAAGAAGAACUCACGAAGAUUAAAGAGAUGCUUGAUCAAUAAAUUAGAGAAGUCUUUGGUUCAAGCGAUGAACAAAAGUUUACACCAUUUGUUAAUGAAAAGACUUAUUAAAAAGAAGUAUCCGAUUAUGAUAUGAAGCAGAGGUAGAAGGGAAUGACUUUCCAAGAACCUAUCAAAUAAGAUCUUUAAUUUGAGAUGCACAGUCCAUCGAGAAAGUAAUAAACAGCAAAAUACUAGAAAGCCAAUAGGCUAGAUUCGAGUGAAUAAGAUGACAUGGAGGUUAGAUUAAAUCCUAAAGACAAUAGCUAUAAAUAUGUAGUAGAUUAAGAUAGUCAUAAGCCUAGCUUUAAGGAAGAAAAGAAAAAGUAGCAAUUAUAGCCAAAGAAAGUUUUAGAUGCAGACGAUGAAGACAAUGUAAUUUAUUCAUUCAGAGAGAAGCCCUCAUAGCCAUCUAUGAAUUAAUCAAAGAAGUAGGGCACUCCUAUUAAAUCUCCAAGCAUUAUAAAUAACUAAUUCAAGAAAUAAACAGGAAUACAUGUUGCAGAUACCAGUUAAAGCGAUAGUGGUAGUGUAACACAUGAAGGUGAGUUAUCAAACUCUAGCUCAGAAAACCAAAGCGAUUAAGCUGCAGAUGAUAGCAUGGUAAGACACAAUGUUGGCUUGGCACAAAACGAAAAUGUGAUUAACCCUAAGUCAAAUAGGAAGAGCACAAUGAGAAAGAGUGGAGUGAAUAAAGUAGGAACUGUUAACAAUCUAGGAUUUGGAAUUGGAACAGUAACAAUUGCUGCUUAGAAUGAUUAGUCCAAAUAAAUGGUGAGUGAUUUGUCAUAGUUCUAAGAUAGCUCAUUCAACAGUAGACCAAAUAUGCACUCAAAAAAGACAACAUAGGAUAUGAGAGGACAGAAUUUUGGAUUUGCUCAUUCAAGAAAUAACACAAAUACCACAAACUAGAGAAGUACCAAUUAGAAAAGAUGA